CCGUUCAGCGUCCCCGUUCUCAUGUCUGUGGGUGCUAGCGCUGCAGUAUCUUCAUCUAUCUCCAGCUUUCAAAGAAGAAAAAGAGAUGAGGAAAGGGCUAACAAAGUUAUUGCAUGCGAGUAGAUUAUAAAUUAUCAUAUUCCUAGGGAUUCAGGGCUGCUGCUGACAAGUAUGCAUCAAAAUUCUCUUCUGAUUUUAGAUUGGCGGUCCGUUUCAAUGCAACACCAUUGAAUUUGAAACCGGUCAGAGAUAAAAGAUGCUGCUAAAGAUAAGACUUAUCCACGAGUGCUGGAUGUUUUAUUUUAAAGACAGCCCAGAGGUGAAUAACUCUGUUCUUUUGCAUGAAAACAAAUUCUACAAUGUCUGGGGCGCCACAAUUUACAUUGUGACCACUACCUUAACUAUGAGAUGCAGAGCACCUUCAACAUCCACCUGAAGGUGUUAGCCUGCAACAUUGGGGUUUUCUGUUAAACCACUUUGGCAAUGGCGAGUACAAGAUGAGGAAAUAGCCUGACGAACCUGAGUUAUGAAGGAUGAUGAUCCGCCAUCAGCCAAAUGUACCAUGGGCUAAUGACAAAAGCCAGAAAUGCCCAUUUGGAGGAGAUGAUUAGCUUCCUUAGUCAGCAACAGUGAACAGUCACCACCCUCUGGAGAGGGGUUGGAGCAGAUACUCUCUUACGAUUCAAAUACACGCGUUGGUGAUCAAAGUCAGGAAUGCUAAAGGUGCGACCAACUCAAACAAGAUGAUUGCUCUGGACUAAUAUGAAAAAUUGUUCAAAGAGCAUGUUGAAAAAAGAGAGUAUCAAUACCCAUGUUCAAGCUGCUGUUGACAGAGUCAGUGGUUGUAUUGAAGCUGCAUUUCAGGCAGGUGACAUGACACUGAUCUUUUAACUGGUGCUCUGACUUGCAGGUGCAACUUCUGAUCAAUCCAUUAAUUGUCUCCAACUGUGAUUUCCCCUCCUCAUUAGGCAAUAUAUACAGAUACUUCAAUUGAGUCAAUUUAAAAGGCCUUAGUAGCAUCACAAGACCUCAAAAAACCAGAAAUGGAGAUCUGUUGGAGAAGACCAUUGUUGGCUUUGUUAUUUGCAUUUGCAUUAUCAUGUCUUGGAAGAGGGAAAGCACAAGAAUCAACAGCUCUUGUUCCAGCAAUCAUGACAUUUGGUGAUUCUGCUGUAGAUGUUGGCAACAAUAACUAUCUACCAACUCUUUUUAAGGCCAAUUACCCACCUUAUGGAAGAGACUUCACCAGUCACACACCCACUGGAAGGUUUUGCAAUGGCAAAUUAGCCACUGACUUCACUGCUGAAACUCUGGGUUUUACUAGUUUUGCACCUGCAUAUCUUAGCCCAGAGGCAUCAGGGAAGAACCUGUUGAUUGGAGCUAAUUUUGCUUCUGCUGCAUCUGGUUUUGAUGAGAAAGCAGCCUCAUUAAAUCAUGCAAUCCCACUGUCACAGCAACUACAGUACUUCAGGGAGUACCAGGGCAAGCUAACACAAGUGGCUGGUGCUGACAAAUCAGCAUCCAUAAUCAAAGAUUCUAUAUAUUUAUUGAGUGCUGGAAGUAGUGACUUUCUUCAGAACUACUAUGUUAAUCCUCUGAUUAACAGGGUUUACACAGCUGACCAAUAUGGCACAUACCUUGUUGGUUCAUUUACAAGCUUUGUUAAGGGUUUGUACGGUUUGGGGGCCAGGAAACUUGGGGUAACUUCACUGCCCCCAUUAGGUUGCCUUCCUGCAGCAAUUACUUUAUUUGGAUUUCAUGAGCCAGGAUGUGUGUCUAGGAUCAACACUGAUGUGCAACAAUUUAAUAAGAAAAUCAAUUCCGCGUCUCAAACUCUUCAAAAACAACUCCCUGGUCUUAAGAUCGUCAUAUUUGACAUUUUCAAGCCGCUCUACGACAUUGUCAAGUCCCCUUCAAAAUAUGGGUUUAAGGAAGCGAAGAGAGGCUGCUGUGGGACGGGGACAGUGGAGACAACCGUGUUCUUGUGCAAUCCAAAGUCACCAGGAACAUGUCCAAAUGCCACUGAGUAUGUAUUUUGGGAUGCUGUCCAUCCAUCAGAGGCUGCUAAUCAGGCUCUUGCUGAUACCUUGAUUAUUCAAGGAAUCAGCCUUAUUGGAUGAAGUCAAGCAUAUUUUUACAAUGUUUUUCUAUAUGUGAAAUGUCUCAAUUGUGUUGCUCUUUCUGGGUUUUAUAUAUGCAUUCUUGUUUAUGAUAAGGUCAGUAUUUUAUCGUAGGACUUAUUAUGUAACGGAAGCUUAUCUGGUAAACAGAGUUCUAUGUUAUUUUUGCUUUAAAUAUUUAGUAGACUUCAAUGAAGUCUAAAUUGUAACAA
Tripterygium wilfordii is the source of this 2332-nucleotide messenger RNA. Its product is annotated as GDSL esterase/lipase APG-like. The coding region runs from base 1044 to 2120 and encodes 358 amino acids. The record is from RefSeq and is a predicted model, not a curated record. Gene Ontology annotation, molecular function: hydrolase activity, acting on ester bonds. NCBI's taxonomy places the organism in Eukaryota, Viridiplantae, Streptophyta, Magnoliopsida, Celastrales, Celastraceae. Gene Ontology annotation, cellular component: apoplast. The transcript has 13 exons.